Messenger RNA from Anthostomella pinea, 1197 nucleotides. The record is from the annotation of a GenBank genome assembly. Lineage: Eukaryota; Fungi; Ascomycota; Sordariomycetes; Xylariales; Xylariaceae.
AUGCAUCUACGCAGGAAUUGGGCGACGUUAUGUUGCGUGCUGGCGCUUGAGCCGGUGCUGGUCCCAGCCACCACGCUGUACAUGUCGCCCAGCGGCAGCGACAGCAAUACCGGUGGCAGCGCGACGAAAGCCCUGAUGACGCUCCAAGGGGUGCUUGACAGGGUCAAGGCCGCCCAGCCCGUCGACGCGGUGAACAUCGUCGUGGCCGAAGGCACUUUUCUCAGCCAGUCGGUCACCUGGACUUACUUCAACGGCGAGCCCAUCACCUUCGCGCCGCCCGCAGGUGCCAAAACCAAGCCGGUGUUCGAUGGCGAGGGCGCCGGACUGACUUGGUUCACGGUGGGCGACAGCGCCGACGCCGCCGUGCCCACCAAUCUGCAUUUCGUCGGGCUCGCCGUGACCAACUACUGGCUGGGCCUGGACCUGGGGCGCGACAAGGCGGCAGGCAACAGCCACAACGAGGUUCGCGGCAUGCUGUUCGAGCGCGUCGGCGCCUUCUACACCCACGGGCUCCCGAGCCCCAAGGGCUACGCCGCGCUGCGACUGCGCCAGUCCAGCAACAACACCAUCACCGGCAACCGCUUCCACGGCGUCAAGAACUCCGACGCCGCCGACAGCGACAGCGACGGCAAGGACGAGGACCUGACAAGUUACAUCCACGCCGUUUACGCGGCGCAUCAGUCGAGCGGCAACGUCAUCGCGGACAACGAGUUCAACCAGGUCACCGGCGACGCGGUGCGCACGCGCGACGGCUCCGACGACAACCUGAUCGAGGGGAACCGCUUCGUCGCGGCGGGCAAGUACUCGGCCUACUCGGACUGGAUCGACGACACCGGUGAUGAGUGCCCCUCGCACGGCAAUCGCUUCCUGGACAACGUGGUGGGUGACGGCUACCUCGGUCCUUUCAAGGCUGGUUUUGUCACGCAUGUGUAUGGCCCAGACGACCGCUGCUCGGAUGGGAAUGGGGGUGCAUUGCCGCCGCGCAUCAUCGAAAGUGUCUUUCGCGCGGGAUCCCGGAUCUGUCUGGGCAUCCACCUCGCGCGUAUGGAGCUGCGGAUAGCAGCCGUCAUGUUCUUCAGGGAGUGUCGCGGCGCGAGGCUCGCGGAGACCAUGGACGACUGGGUGAUGGCGAUGGAGAACCGGUUUCUGGUUGCCUCUAGGGGCCAUCGUUGCGAGGUUACGCUCUGCGCUGAGUAG